Messenger RNA from Cephus cinctus (wheat stem sawfly), 1941 nucleotides. Its product is annotated as odorant receptor 4-like. Bases 558 to 1646 code for a protein of 362 amino acids. Gene Ontology annotation, cellular component: plasma membrane. The transcript is spliced from 7 exons. The record is from RefSeq and is a predicted model, not a curated record. Gene Ontology annotation, biological process: sensory perception of smell; detection of chemical stimulus involved in sensory perception of smell. Gene Ontology annotation, molecular function: olfactory receptor activity; odorant binding. NCBI's taxonomy places the organism in Eukaryota, Metazoa, Arthropoda, Insecta, Hymenoptera, Cephidae.
ACUUUGUAUGUAAAAGAUGUAUGACAUAACUUUUUUCUUGAAGAAGGAUAUGUUAGUGCCCUCCAUAAUUUCCUACUUUGUGAUUCCAAAGAAAUCGAAUUCACGUUAUGAGUUACGUACUUGCUGUGCGCAAGGAAGUUUAAUCAUACUGUAGAAGGUAUAUUUUUUGUAAUCGAUAAUACCCGUUAUUCAAUAAAUGGACGACUCGGUUUUCGACUGGGGAAAAAGUCGUCAGUAUCAAAAAGCGAAUCAGACAGGAAGCAUAAAAUACUAAAAUUUAAAACAUCUUUAAUCGCGUAUUUUUCAAUGUCACUUGUGAAUUUGUAAAAAUCAUAAAAAUCCCAUAAUGGAAAUGUACAUCUUAGAUCGACAUUACAUGAAAACAAAUUUUCAAUUAAUGAGUUUACUCGGUAAGAAUUUUAUUAUUCAAAUAAUAUGCAUAUAUUAAUUUGGAAGACUUAUAAAAUAUUUCUUUUUUAGGUAUUUGGAAUCCUUAUUCUCAAGGAUUCUCCUAUUGGAUUUAUGAAUUCUAUUCGAUUUUGGUAUUUCUCUUUAUCAUGAUAACUUACACGUAUUUCGAAAUUCUUGAACUGAUCAAAGUAAAUUUAACUUUGGAUUUGAUUACCGAAAAUCUCUGUAUAUCGCUCACACAUAUCUGCGGAAUAAUUAAGAUAAUUAAUCUUUAUCUGAGAAAGGAUAAUAUUUAUACUAUCAUGGACAUAAUGGAACGUCAGAUACGUCAACCUUGUUCUGGUAUCAUUGGCCGUGUACAAAAGGAAUCUAUAAUGUCUGCCACUUGGACAAUUGAAACAACUAUAAAAUAUUUUGCCAUUAUAAUUACGUUUGCAGAAAUUUCCAGUUUAUGUGCACCUAUAUUAGACGGCUCAAUGUGGCAUGGCCAAUUACCUUUUCGACAGUAUAUACCUAUCGAUUUAACUAAUUCGAUAAACUAUUGGGUCUGUUACGUUUACGUGGCGCUGUGUCUAUAUUGGUUAGCAAUUAUAAUUAUGGCCCAUGAUUGUCUUUUUAUUGCAUUCGUGAUUUUUAUAAGCGCGCAUCUGAAUAUAUUGAAGGGAAAAAUGGAAAUAUGUUGCAUGAUCAGUAACGAUGAUUUACAAGAUAUGAAAACUGACACUUCGAAUUUGUCAUCAAUUGAAUUAAGGAAAUGUCAAAUGAUGAGAUCUAAUAUUGAAUUGAACACUUGUAUUUCCAUACAUCAAAAUAUCCUCAGAUGCUUAACAAUUUUGGAAAGCAUGUUCAAUGUUAUGAUAUUACUUCAAUUUGCGACGAGUCUGUUGAUCAUUUGUCUCACUGGUUUUCAAAUCAAUGCUAACACAACUAAUAUUCCACGAUUUAUGACAAUGAUUUGUUAUCUAUGUUGCGUUUUGUUGGAACUUUUAUUGUAUUGCUGGCAUGGUAACGAAGUGAUAAUCCAAAGCUCCAAUUUAAAAUUAUCGGCAUUUAGUUGUAACUGGAUGGAGGCGAAUUCGAAAUUUUGCAAAACUUUGCACAUAUUUCUAACCAGAGUACAGAAACCGAUGAUUCUCACAGCGGGUGGACUAUCCAAUUUAUCAUUAUCAAGUUUUACGACUAUUAUUAGCAGAAGCUACUCGUACAUUGCUGUGCUUAAUCAAAUGAACCAAUGAAGAGAAAUAUUUAUAAUAUAACAUAUUUUUUUGUAGAUGACAUACAAUGCACGGGCUUUCAUCUAGUUUAUUAUUGCAAAUUUUAUCGAAUUUAGAAUUGCACGAAAAAUAUGAACGCGAUUAAAAUUAGUAUAGUAAUAAAGUAUAAUACUAAUUAAACAAAUUCGCAUGUACACGGGUAAAUCGUAAAUGAAAAAAAAGGGACGAGAAAGUAUAAUAUAAAGAAAAAAUUACGUAUACAGGGUGUUCCGAAAUUAUCUGACUAACGGGGUAUGGCGGUGUUCAGGAGGCACCA